AUGGCCUGGGCCGGGGAAGGCGUCGGGCAGCUCGCAGCCAUCCUGGAGUCAGAAAGCAGCGAGGAGGUGGAGGAGGAAGAAGAGGAGGAGGAAGAGGCAGCUACGGUGCAGCAGCACCCGCCCCUUGGCCAGGAGGUGGGCGAAGCGGAGGAGCGGCUGGCCGAGCUCGAGCAAGCGUCGCAGGCGCUGCUGGCCGAGCUCUCAGCGCUGGAGACAGAGUUUGAGAUCGAGAGGACGUGCCGGCAGCGAGCCGAAGCCUACGCAGCCCAGGUGAAGCAGGAGAACAAGCAGCUGAAGCGGCUCAGCUUGGCCCCACCAGCCUCUCUGGCCGUGCCCGAGGAGGAGCCCCCCGCGGAGGACCCUGACCCUGACCAACACUAUGGGCAGCAGCUCGAGGAUUUGCAGGAGAAGAUCUCCUGGCUGGUGGCGCAGCGGAAGGACCUCACGCUCCAGGUCCAGCAGCUGCAGAGACAGAACCAAGACCUGCAGGACCAGCUGGAGAUGGGGCAGGGGGAGCAGCAGCGCCUGCAGGCAGCCCUGGGCACCAGCCAGCGGGCACUGAGGUCCUUCAAGAGAGUGUCCCAGAUCGUCACCCAGGAUUACUGCGAGGCAGUGCAGCAGCUGGAGCUGGAGCAGGACCUGCGCCUGCAAGCCGAAGCCUUCGCCCACGAGAUGCUGGUGCAAAAGAAGGAGGCGAACAGGCAGAGCAUGAUCCUGCUGCAGAGCGCGGGGCCCAGCGCCCAGCUGCUGGCAGCCCUGCAGGAGGUGGGACGCCUGACCCGGGCGCUGGAGGAGGCCAGGCAGGAGCAGCAGCGGCGGGUGAAGGAGCUGGAGGAGCAGCUGGGGAGGCGGCCGGAGCCGGCGGAGCUGGAUCUGGCCCAAGCUGCCCUGGCUGUGGCAGAGGAUGAGAAGUUGCAGCUGAAGAAGCAGCUGCAGGAGGCCGAGAGGCGGCUGGUGGGGCUGGAGGAGGAAGUGGGGUCGCUGCAGGAGAAGCUGGCCCAGGUCCUGCCGCCGCAGAGCCAGACCCCCGAGCCGGCUGCGCCCACACCGCCGCCACCGCCGCCGCCGCUGCCACCGCCUGCACCCGCUGUCCCCGUGGAGUAA
Phalacrocorax carbo (great cormorant) is the source of this 1104-nucleotide messenger RNA. The record is from RefSeq and is a predicted model, not a curated record. NCBI's taxonomy places the organism in Eukaryota, Metazoa, Chordata, Aves, Suliformes, Phalacrocoracidae.